This is a messenger RNA of Colletotrichum higginsianum IMI 349063, 1428 nucleotides long. RefSeq names its product Elongation of fatty acids protein. Gene Ontology annotation, molecular function: fatty acid elongase activity. Gene Ontology annotation, biological process: very long-chain fatty acid biosynthetic process; fatty acid elongation, saturated fatty acid; sphingolipid biosynthetic process. The record is from RefSeq and is a predicted model, not a curated record. The transcript is spliced from 2 exons. Lineage: Eukaryota; Fungi; Ascomycota; Sordariomycetes; Glomerellales; Glomerellaceae. Bases 1 to 1428 code for a protein of 475 amino acids. Gene Ontology annotation, cellular component: endoplasmic reticulum membrane.
AUGGCCGGCGUCACCGUGCUCGGCGAGCUUCCGUCCGCCUCGCUCUUCACCUUCCCGCCCAAUGGCGCUCACAUGGCCAUUCCCCCGCCUCUGCCCGGCUCCAUCGCCGCCGCGCCCCCGGUCGAGAUUCCCGACCACAUCUUCACCGCCGCCCUCGACCCCAUGGUGCCCAUCACCAUUGCCACCCUCUACGCCGUCACUGUCAAGCUGUUGAACAAGUACAACAAGUCGACCAAGAACAAGCCGUGGGGCAUCAGCAAGACAAGGCCCUUCUUCGCCUUCGUUGUUCUGCACAAUGUCUUCCUCGCCGUCUACUCGGCCUGGACCUUUUGGGGCAUGCUGGGUGGCAUGCGGAGGAGCGUCGUGAGCCCCUUCGGCCCCAACGGCCUGGCCGCCACCGCCGACAGCUUCUGCCAGCUCAACGGAAACGGCGGCUUCGGUGCUGCCACUGUCUACAACGAGACCGUCGGCUACUGGUCGAGCCUGACCGGCAACAACGCCCUCGGCUUCGACGGCCGCCCGAGCCGCACCGUCACUGGCAGGAUCUGGAACGAGGGUCUCGCCUUCUACGGCUGGAUCUUCUACCUGAGCAAGUUCUACGAGGUCCUCGACACCUUCAUCAUCCUCGCCAAGGGCAAGCUCAGCUCCACCCUGCAGACCUACCACCACGCCGGCGCCAUGAUGUGCAUGUGGGCCGGCAUGCGCUACAUGUCCGCCCCCAUCUGGAUGUUCGUCCUGGUUAACUCCUUCAUCCACGCCAUGAUGUACACAUACUACACCAUCACCGCUUUCAACAUCCGCGUUCCCAUGGCCAUCAAGCGGACCCUCACCACCCUCCAGAUCACCCAGUUCCUCGUCGGAGCCACCUAUGCCAUGGCCCACUCUUUCGUCUCGUACACGGUCCCCGUGACCGUCUACACCCUCAACAAGGGCGGCGCCGAUGCCAUCACCAAGACUGCCACCGGCACCGCCGCCGAGGCAGCCGCCACGGCCACCGCCGGUGCCUUUGAGACCCUCAAGAACAUGGUCUUUGGCGCUUCCUCUCAGGUCGCCGAGGAGGCCGCUGCCGCUACCGCCUCCGUCGCCGCCGCGGUGCCCCAGGACGGCUUCGUCUCCGAGACCAUCUUCGUCACGCAGCCCUGCGUCACGACCAGCGGAGAGACCUUUGCUAUCUGGCUCAACGUCCUCUACCUUGCGCCCCUGACCUACCUGUUCGUCAUGUUCUUCAUCCGCAGCUACAUCCGCCGCAGCAGUGCCGAGUCCUCCAAGGGCAAGGGCAAGGCUCGCCGUGAGAGCAACGUCACCUUGGCCGAGAAGGCCGGCUGGGAUGCCGCUCGCGAGGUCAACCGCGAGAUCUACAACGGGUCCGCCUCGUACAAUGUCGAAGGCAGCCCCAAGCGCGCCGCCAACGGCAAGGCCAAGCACUGA